UUUGAAUUUUAGUUUAUAGAUUUUAAAUUUUUGUUUUUUUAUUUUGCGUACAUUUUAUUCAAAAAAUGUACUAAUUCAAAACCUUAAAUUUUGGUCGUCCGGUUUCUGGGUCUGGGCCGAGGGCCCAUUUAGUAUUUUGUUUAGCCCGUAGUCUCUUGUACUUUAAGCCGUUUUUUGUUGUAUUCGGGCUUCAGCCGAUUACUGGGCUUGGUCCGUUUAUUUAAUAAUAAAAAAAAGCAUUGGCGGAAAAAAAAGUAACCUUAAAUUUUGGUUUAUGUUUUUCAAACUAAAAUAAUAAAAUAUUUAUUUUAAAACAAUAAAAUAUAAAAUAUUAUUAUUAUGACCAUAAAUAAAUAAAAUUAUAUUACCAGUUUAUUUAAAAAUAUAUUCUAAAAUAAAAAUAAAAAUAAUAGCAAUAUUUGAAGAUAAAUUUAAUUUAUUAUCUCCCGGAAAAUAUACAAUUAAUUCAACUACUAUUUUAUUUAUUUUAAUUCUUCGCUGAUGUGGUGAAUAGAACAGUAGUUAAUGAAACCAAUAUUUUACCGCAAAAGCUCCUCCAGAAUUCACGCCUGAUUGUCCACACAGACAGACAGACAUCAAAGGGCCCCCACAUCAAAGUGCGUGUAAUUUGAAUCUGAACUUACUUCCUUUCUUCUUCAUUCUCACACCUCUCUGCUAACAUGUGGGCAUUCAUCAGUUUCGCAUUUUUGGGAUCAAACUUUUCAUCCUGAAUGCUUCUUUUGUUGGUUUCGUAUUGGAAAAUUUUAUUCAAAAAAAAAAAUCUUUGAUCUGGGUUUGUUUCAAUUAAAGCUGAGAUUAUUUUUUUCCUUUUUUGGGUGUUGAUAAAAAAACUGGCUAGACUACAAGCGAUCCUAAAAUACCACCACAAGCUACCAAGACCGAGAAGAAGCAUGUCUCCACCAGGAAACGGACCAAUGGUCCCAAUACUAGGCUUCCUUACAUGCGUUGCGUUUCUCUAUCUCUCCUUCGGAGAUUUGUGGCUCGAUUACAACAGGGAGGCGGAGCUAGGGUUCGUGAGCCGGAACGGGACACAGUUCGUGUUGGAUGGUAAGCCUCUGUAUGUGAACGGGUGGAACUCGUACUGGUUCAUGGACCACGCCGUCAAUGAUCAUAGCAGGCACCGUGUCGGUGCAAUGCUCGAAGCUGGAUCCAAAAUGGGCCUCACUGUUUGCAGAACCUGGGCCUUCAAUGAUGGUGGCUACAACGCUCUCCAGAUCUCUCCUGGCAGAUUCGAUGAACGUGUCUUCAAGGCAUUGGAUCAUGUAAUCGCAGAGGCGAAAACACACGGUGUUAGGUUGCUUCUUAGCUUAGUGAAUAACCUACAAAACUAUGGAGGGAAGACUCAGUACGUUAACUGGGCAUGGCAAGAAGGUGUUGGCCUCAGCUCCUCCAAUGAUUCAUUCUUCUUUGACCCAUCUAUCCGCAGAUACUUCAAGAAUUACCUCACUGUGCUGCUGACUCGCAAGAACUCGAUAACGGGGAUAGAGUACAGAAACGACCCUACAAUAUUUGCGUGGGAGUUGAUAAACGAGCCUCGGUGCUUGACCGAUAUCUCUGGGGAUACUCUCCAAGACUGGAUUAACGAAAUGACAGCAUUUAUUAAAUCGAUUGACAAGAAGCAUCUUCUAACAGUAGGCUUGGAAGGUUUCUACGGCCCCAAGAGCCCAAAACGGCUGACGGUAAACCCGGAAAGGUGGGCCUCUGAGCUUGGUUCAGAUUUUGUUAGAAACUCUGAGUCCCCAAACAUUGAUUUUGCAUCGGUUCAUAUCUACCCUGAUCACUGGUUCCACGAUCAGGGGUUUGAAGAAAACCUAAGGUUUGCGGUGAAAUGGAUGCAGUCUCAUAUGGAAGACGGGGACAAGGAACUGAAGAAGCCUGUUCUCUUCACGGAGUUCGGGCUCUCGAAUAUGAACAAGGACUAUGAGCCAUCGCAGCGUGACCGGUUCUACAGAACAAUAUUUGAUGUGGUAUACAAAUCAGCCAAGCGGAAGAGGUCUGGGGCAGGGACAUUGGUGUGGCAGUUUUUGAUACAAGGCAUGGAAGGGUUCAACGAUGAGUUUGGGAUAGUGCCUUGGGAGAAAGAUUCGAUACAGAGACUAAUGAUGGAGCAGUCUUGCAGAUUGGGUCGGGUGACAGGACGCCUUCUUCAGGACAAGAAGGCGACAGAGAUAUGUUCCAACAAACCAUGAUCAUGAUCAUGAUCAUGAGAGAAGUACACUUAACUAUACAAAAGUAGAACGCUUGAGAUUAAUUUACUUGGGGUUUCAGGUCGAUAUCAAUUACAAAUUUGUAAUAUUUAUCCUCGUAACAUUUUAUUUAAUUAUUCUAACUUUGGCCCCGAUCAUUUUGAGGUAUACAUCUUGUGCUUUUCCAUUUUGUAUUUGCGGGGAUAUCUAGUCUGCACUGAAGAGCUUCUUCUGGCUGUUGGGGGUAGGAAACUUGUAUUAUACUGUAGUUGUAUUGGUUACAGGAAAUAAAAGGGCUGAUGAUAGUUGGAUGUGAGAGAAUAUGGUGAGCCAAGGAAGCUUAUUUUGGGACCUGUUGGCACAGAGUUCUAAGUAAGAUGGAUACUAACCUCUAUUUUACACAAAAGCGUAAUGAUGAUCAAUUCAUCCAUGAUAAAACGAAAGAGGAGAAUGUUUGUUUUUAGAGAAUGUCACACAGAUCUUAUGAAUGGAGCAUGUUCUUGAGAUGUGUUAACAAGAUUUCAAGAGGACAAGAAUACAUGAUUAUUAUAGUUCUUGGUUCUAAAAACUCUCAUAUUAGAAGUGUACAGUUUGAAGUUGGAGAAGAGAAUAAAUACAUUAUAUAUUGCUUGCAGUUAGUCUCUAGGUACAUACAAUCCACGCUCGAAUUUAAAUAAUUUCGGCAAAUAAAUGCUCCAUAGACACAAAUUUGAGAUGAAGGCAACAACGCACCUACAGCGAAAAGUAGGUAUCAACCAUAAGAAGUCCUAACAAAACUUUUCUUUUGGGAAAAAUAUUUAACAAAAUAUGUGGAAAGUCUCUAAGAUCAAACUCGAAGUAAUAAAAUCAAAACAAUAAAGCAAGAUUUGAUGAUUGGGCUUCAGAAGAGUUUAUCAUUCAAUCAGUUGCUCAAAGCCUAUAGCUUUGAUCAGGCAAUGUAGGCAAAGAUAUGAUUCAUCAUCACCAGCCUCUUUCAAGAAGAGCAGAAAUACAACUGUAACUCUCUUCUAAGAAAACAAAACUAAGUAAGCCUCAGAAUGGAAUUAUUUUAACUAGAUAUCAUUGGAUUAUCAGACAAUGUAGGCAAAAAUUUUGAAACAUCAUAUGCCUGAGAAAGAUCCUAUAAAUUAUUAUGACCCUUGAUAAAAAAAAAAAAAGAUGAAUGAGCCUCAGAGUGAAUAUAAGAUUCAAGUUUCCAUUUCAUGGUAAAUCAAACAAUGUAGGCAAACUUUUUCAAUCAUCACCGGCUCAAUCAUCUAAAAACCAAAAGUUUCCCAACAGAUUUUGAUAUGAAUACAUAUAAGAAAGCUCAUAUUAGUAGAAUCAUCAUCAAUAUCACCAUCUUUAUGAGCUGGACUCGAUCAACAAAAGCAUAUAACUGAAAGAAAAAUAAUAAGAAAACAAACAAAUAAACAAAUCUUUGCUAGUGAUAGCGAGACAUGUAACUAAAACGCUCAGAAAAACUUUAUCAAUGAUUUUGUGUGUGUUUUCUCUCCGCCACCAUAGAAUUUGUCCUCUUUUUUACUCUCAUCUAAAACCCUAGGAUCCCCUUCCUUAUAUGCUUGCAACUGUGUGUUAGCGAUGGGUAGAGGCCCAUAUGUUGGCCCAUUAAAGCUUUAUAUUGCCCAUCCAACGUUUUGAAAUUGUUGUUUGUUUUAUAGUUUAGUCCAUUUGCUUAAAGUUUGAUUGAAAUUCUAGGUAGUCCUUGUCUUUCAAUUUCUUUCUUUGAACUAAAAUGGAUGGAGAAGUUUUAUAAUUUUCAAAUAUCGUCGUUUUCCUUUUUGUCAAACAGAACAUAGUUAUUUCAUAGUUCAAACAAUGAAUAACUAGAUGUGUUAAUUCUUGUAGAGGAUUAAGAGUAGAUCUCAUUGUAUACAUUGAUGAAUAAGAAGGUUGUUGACAUCCAAUCAAAAUAGGUAAUUAGGGGGGAGAAUAAAAGGAAAAGACUUGGAUAAAUGCAAAACCCACAAAAGUAUGAAGAAGACAAAACUUUUAGUGUACAUAAUUUAAAAAAAAAAAAAACACAAGAUGCAGAGAUGGAUGAGAAAAAGAGGAAGGAAA
Molecule: messenger RNA, 4268 nt
Organism: Brassica napus (rape)
Lineage: Eukaryota; Viridiplantae; Streptophyta; Magnoliopsida; Brassicales; Brassicaceae
Product: mannan endo-1,4-beta-mannosidase 2
Exons: 5
Coding region: 912-2210 (432 amino acids)
Molecular function (GO): hydrolase activity, hydrolyzing O-glycosyl compounds
Source: RefSeq, a predicted model, not a curated record